Chenopodium quinoa (quinoa) is the source of this 771-nucleotide messenger RNA. RefSeq lists its product as uncharacterized. NCBI's taxonomy places the organism in Eukaryota, Viridiplantae, Streptophyta, Magnoliopsida, Caryophyllales, Amaranthaceae. The transcript is spliced from 3 exons. The record is from RefSeq and is a predicted model, not a curated record. Bases 1 to 771 code for a protein of 256 amino acids.
AUGUUAGUUCUUGGCAACACUCUCUUUGUCGAUAAGAGUGGUAGUCGUAUUAUUUCUUCUUUCAUCUUAGAGGUGAAGAAGGAGGAUGCUCGACUUUCUCAUUAUUCAUGGGGUUCAGCUACCCUUCCUUAUCUGUAUCGGCAGUUAGGCAUUGCCUCGCGGAUAGAUUGCAAACAGAUUACCGGGUGUUUGACGUUGCUACAGUCUUGGAUUUACGAGUAUUUUCCCGCAUUUCGACCUAUUCAGGGCUGUUUAGCCAUAGCACCGACUGAUGGUCGGGCCGCCAUGUGGGACACACUGGCACUGGAUAGGGACUACCAUCGUGUAGUUUCUUUUUGUAGACGUCUUGAUCAGAUGACAGAUCGUGAGAUUCCUCAUCCCAUUCUUAGACCUGAUUAUGCUUACCGGCCAGGGUAUGCGACGCGGAGUUACGUGGUUAGCUCCGCAAGUGCACCUCAGUUCUGGGACAGAUUUCACUCUAGGUCUUAUUGUAUACCCUUAUCGGAUUAUUUGCCGUUGCUGGACGAGGAGCCUACUUGUUCUGAUGAUUACUUGGAAUGGUUCUAUACGUACUCACAUCCAUGUCUUAUGAGUACUGAUGAAGUGCUUCGCCCACCACCUCGACCCAAUAGGACAAACGUGGAUUACUGGGUGCAAAGAUUCAUGUCUCCAUUGCGCAAGUUCAUAGCUGAGAAGGGAGGCAACAUCACCCCCACGGUGAUCCAGGCGCAGGAAGCAAUCAUGGAGUGGAAUGCCAUGUUAGAAGAUUGA